This is a messenger RNA of Trichomonas vaginalis G3, 1044 nucleotides long. RefSeq lists its product as uncharacterized. The coding region runs from base 1 to 1044 and encodes 347 amino acids. Lineage: Eukaryota; Parabasalia; Trichomonadida; Trichomonadidae. The transcript has a single exon. The record is from RefSeq and is a predicted model, not a curated record.
AUGACUGAGAGCCUUUCCGCAACAGAUAUUGAUUUAAUUAGGAAAGCUCUUGUCAAUACUAAGACUUUAACAGAAAAAGAAAUAGGAAAUAUUCUCGGAAGAGAAACUAAAAGUCUUAAAUCAAAAAUUACUAAAUUUCGACCGCAAUUAUUAGACCAAUCAAUUUCGUCACAGUCUAUUGCAGAAUCGAUUAAUAAGAUUUUAUCAAAGAAACCGAAUCAGGCUCCUCCAAAACUAGAAUUACCAGAAGAUCCAGCAAUUGUAGCUAUACUUCCACCAAAGAUGCGUGCCAAAGUACCAAUGCUUAAAACACCUACAGAAAAAGUUCCAGGACUUGAUAAAACUCCUUUACAACUCUCAAACAAUCGAUCGUUUUCAUCUGAUUUUGGUGUUCAACCUCGCAAAUUAAUUCCUAUAUAUCCAAAGACAACAGAUGACCCAGUAAUGCCAUCACCUGCUCAUACUCGCAAUCCUGACCCAGAAAUUGGAUCAUUAGCUGUUGUUGUACAUAAGCUUCUAGGUCCAGCUCAUAUAUGCAGAAUUUUAUCAAGCAAAAUGGAAAAUGGAACAAAGCACUAUCUUAUUGCAUUCUUCCAACGAGGGCUAGAGCCUGGUUACGUUCCAGGUGAUUAUUUAUACCAACUGCAUACACAUGUUGGUUUUCCAUUAGGCGAUGAAUCUGAGUGGAAGGAUGCAAUAGAGAAUCAAAAUUGCUCGGUUGAUUGGUUGUUAGAACAUAUUUAUAGUGCUGCUCAAAAUUUAGUAAUCAAAUACUCAGAAUUCCAGUUGCCAUCAACACAGUUAUCCAAGAAUGAAAUCAAACCAGAUCCGAAUCAAACUCAACAAAUUUUAUUUUUAUCUGUUUCCUUUGCUGCUUUGCUCUUGCUUUGUUACAUUGCUAGCCGUUAUAAGAUACCAGAGAGUAAGAUUCAAAUUAUCUUGGAUAUUAUUAUUAAGACCAAUCCAACGAAAUAUCAAUCAACAAAAACAAUUAUCAAUGAUAUUUCGAAUUCUUUGAAGACUAUCCUUGCUUUACCAAAAUGA